Messenger RNA from Xiphophorus hellerii (green swordtail), 3104 nucleotides. It is a transcript of the gene trmt11, whose product is annotated as tRNA methyltransferase 11. The transcript has 14 exons. Lineage: Eukaryota; Metazoa; Chordata; Actinopteri; Cyprinodontiformes; Poeciliidae. Gene Ontology annotation, biological process: methylation. Gene Ontology annotation, cellular component: cytoplasm. Gene Ontology annotation, molecular function: tRNA (guanine(10)-N2)-methyltransferase activity; nucleic acid binding. The coding region runs from base 42 to 1514 and encodes 490 amino acids. The record is from RefSeq and is a predicted model, not a curated record.
UUCCUGUUUCUAGCCGGACUUAUUUUGAACCCGCACUAGCCAUGGCCGCCUCCGGUAGCAAAUCAUGCCUCCAAUAUCUCUUCCAUCUGGCUCAUGACCAUCUGGAUUUUAGGUUACCGGAGAUUAAGGCUCUGCUGGCUCUCCGACUGAAACCAUUCCAUCCCUGCGGAAACUUUAAAGAGCAGUCUCCUUUCUGGUGCUUGGACUGCUUGUCGGAGGAAGAUGUUUGCACCGUGAUGGCCAGAUCUGUUUGUGCAAAGUCUGCAUUUGAGCUCUGGGGCCAUGGACGAACACACAGUGAACUCAGGACAUCCCUGUUAAACUACCCACCAGACAAAAUGAGUCCGUACAUGCAGAAAGGCUCUUCGUACAGAAUAAAUGUCUACACCUUCAAUAAAACAUUGUUGUUUGAGGACAGAAUUAAAAAGAUUGAUGCCAUGGAUUAUCUUCCCUUUGAAGGCAACGUGAGCCUGAAGAACCCUCAGCACAUCUUCUGUUUGUUGGAGGACUAUGGCACCGACCCCAACAACAUCCCUGAGUAUCCAAACUACAUCUACUUUGGCAGAUGGAUAGCAGACGGUCAGCGGGAACUGAUUCGCUCCUACAGCGUGAAGAACAGACAUUUCAUCGGGAACACCAGCAUGGACGCCGGCCUGUCGUUCAUCAUGGCCAACCACGCAAUGGCCAAAGACAGCGACCUUGUUUUUGACCCAUUUGUAGGCACAGGGAGCCUUUUGGUUGCGUGUUCUCAUUUUGGAGCGUACGUGUGUGGAACAGACAUCGAUUACAACACUAUUCACGGAAAAGGCCGGUCCAGUCGUAAAAACCAGAAAUGGAGAGGACCCGAUGAGAACAUCCGAGCCAACCUCCGGCAGUACGGAAAAGAGGACAUGUAUGUGGACGUGAUGGUGUCUGACGCGUCCAAGCCGGUGUGGAGGAACGCAGCUCUGUUUGACGCCAUCAUCACUGACCCUCCAUACGGGAUUAGAGAGUCAACCAGAAGGACUGGCUCCCAUAAGGACACCAUUAAAUCCCCUGAUGGGCUAUACGCAGAGUCCCACGUACCUGUCUCACAGGCGUACCACCUGAGUGACAUCUUUACAGAUCUGUUAAGCUUCUCCGCCCACCAUCUUGUCUUGGGUGGGAGGCUUGUCUAUUGGCUGCCUGUACACAGGCCAGAGUACUGCGAGGAGAUGGUUCCUCUUCAUCCUUGCCUUCUUCUCAUCAGUAACUGCGAGCAGACGCUCUCCAGCCACACGUCACGGCGGCUAAUCACCAUGGAAAAAAUUAAGGAGCCAGAGAGAAAAACAACAUUACCACCUGUCAUAGACCUCUUUGACCUUUUUUAUACAGGAACUGGACAGCCUGGCUCAUCUUUCAGACCCCCGCUUCAUCCCCUACCAGGGACACAACGCCUUCAGAGAGAGGUAUUUCAGUGGACUAAACAAAAGGUCUGGCAGGGACGACACGAAAUCAGACGUCAGUGGAAAGUGAAGACACAAAGGCCCUACUAAUAGCAAGGAAUCUUUUUUUGAGUUUUUCCACACAAAAAAAAGGCUUUUAAAUUUUGGCUAUCUUUGAUCUUAAUAAUGUUGCUAUUAUUUGUACUACUUUGCUAAUAAAAGGACAAACAAAUGUCAAAAAAGUGACAAAAAGUAUCUACGUUUUUUAAUAUAAUGACUAGCUUAUAAUUAUAAAAUCAAGAUCUUAGAAUUGAAUUCUAAGAUCUUGCAAAUGAUCUAACAUAAAUAAAUACAGUAUCUCUUAUCUGUUUAGAGAUGUACAGGGAAAAUGUACGUUCACUCGGUGACCAGUCAAGCAGAAACUCAGAAAUGGGAUCUUCUUUCAAUAUGUUCACUAACCAUAUCGCGGAGUUCCCAGAUUGUGAUAAGAACAACGCUCUUCAUUCUGGAUGCUACUACUUAGGUGAUUAAGAAGUUGGAAGAAGUACUGAGAUAUAAGAUGUUAAUCGAAAGGAAACAAACGUUUUCUAUGUCUUGUUGCUACAAGUCCGGUACAUUCAGGCUGUGUGGGAGCGAGAGAGAGCAGGACUUUAAACAAACAACAGGAAGACUGAAAUAAAAGUUGCUGUUUCUCUGUCUUAUCUUUUAGAGAUUUCAACCUUUGGGAGUCAUUGAACAGGCUGGGUUUGGAAAUGUUGGCAGCUUUUUGGAAAUCUCAUAGUUAAGCCUUUGUGCUCUCGAGUUAGUUCACCCAGGGAUCGCUUUUUUAAGUAAAGCAAGACACACUAAUGCUAAGCUAUAAGUGAGAACUCCCCCAUAUAAGGAGGAGUUCAUAGGCUGCCCAACGCCCUAUUACUCUCGGCACGGCGACUGGGCAGGCCUUCGACUCCAUUACCCCGUCUGUCUGUCUGUUUAUCGGGUGGGCCUCUGCCUUUCCGCUACGCUUCCUUCUCCCGGCUUCAUAGGGAGAGUUCAAAGCGCCAUCACAUGAUACGCAGCUCCCCAUCAUUUGUGGUGAACACUGCUUAUAGUUCCCACAGCAGCCUUUUGUUGUCCGUCAUCAUCAUCAUCAUGUAAAAUCAAAUGUUACAUAAAAAAAAGCCUCCUUUGCCCUUCUUAUACGUCCUGUCAUUGUAGAUUUCAUGUUGAAGAAAGUCGUCCUGUCACUGUGGUUGAGCGGCGCUGUGUUUGUGCCGCCGCCACAUUAGUGAUAAAACGAGUCCUUGAGCGCGCUCAGUCUCCAAUGAUGCAGACCAUAAUUAGGGCGAGGGGAUGUGUGGAGGAAGGCGGGGUCCUCUCCACACACCACGUAAUGCUGUCCAGACGUUGAGGAAAUUCUGUUUGUGAAUGUGUUUAUACUCGUGUAAGAGCUGGUUUUGUUUUAUACUGGACACUAGCUGCAGUAAAGCAGUUUCUUGAUGUCUUUCAGUGAUAAUCCAGAAGCUUGAAGCCAAAAUUGUUCAUAAUAGUCACACCUUAACCAUUUGUUUAGUUGAUAAGCACUGUUAUCGGCUUAGUUAUUUUCUUUUCCUAUUUAUAUAGUGAUCAUAGUGGGCAAAAAUUCUGUUGUAGAAGUGACAAUAGUUGGGCAUAAAGCUCAUUAAAUAUGUUUUAGAAUAAAAUAUGAACUUUUUAAGUUUU